UAUGUAAGGACAACAUUUUUUUCUUGAAUGCACGAGAGAGGUCGAUUGUCGUCCUCCAAUCGUCAAUGCUUCAUGAAGAUAAACGGUUACAAGAGAAGUGGAUUGCUGUUUGUGAUGUGAGUCACUUGAGAAUUUGGUGACGUUUUCCAUAGCCAAGACGACUAUCAUACAACACAAGGACAGUCAAAAGAGCUUCAUGAAGAAGGCACUACAGCUGGUAUUCAUUAACAAGAAAACGCAAUAACGAUGGAUUCCCUUUUAGUAUGGAGCACCGUCACUCUGAUUAUACUGCUUCGAACUUACGUAAGCGGUGGGCCAACUGAGAAACUUCAUCAUCACAUGACAAAGAGAGAGAUUCAAUAUUACUUCAACGUGGACGAUCAUGACAAAGUUCCUGAAUAUGAAGUCUCAAAUCCGUACCAAUCCAACGAUGAAGGAGAGUUUGUGUCAUAUUCCCUGCAUCCCGCCAGAGCAAAACGUAGCCUUGGAUUGAAUGAUUUUUCAUCUUUUAAACUGAAUGCAUUCGGAUCAAACCUUCAUUUAAAACUGAAGAGGAAUGAACACUUAAUAUCUCCGGGUCUCAAGGUUCUCCGUGAGAACAGCGACGGUUCCAUGACGUCAUAUCCAGUACCAGAAAACACAUACUAUCUCGGACAUGUCGCCUCCGAUCCAAGCUCCACGGUCGCCGUCAGCAACAAUGGUGGACUGACAGGGAUCGUGAAAACAUCACGUGACACGCUUUUCGUCCAUCCCCUUCCCGCGCAUUUGGCUAAGCACGUGACUAGCAGUGAAGAUGCAACGCCUCAUCUUGUUCACAGAAGAUCUGUAAAAGAAGACGUCAUUUCUCUCAAAAAUGAUGUCAUGCACAUGGUAAAAGAAGAUCCCUCAGACGAUGAAAAUAGCCGGGUGAAGAGAUCUAUGAUGUCCCACAGUCCUGUUCCAAAAUUUAAAACACUUAAAGUGGCGCUGAUGUGCCCACCAUCUCUCCAGAAGAAAUAUUCCCAGGGAAACUUACAGGCAAUUACCGGGGGCCUGGUAAACUACUUUAUGAUUCUUGCCAAUAUGGUUGCUGGCAUGUUUCAAGAUCCCUCAAUUGGUAAAAUGAAGAUUACUUAUGUCGUCACUAGAAUCCUUAUCAUCGAUCCUGUCCGGUAUGGUUUCAAGCAAAGUGACAGCAACAGCAUCAAACUAUCCAGGAUAGCUCGAAAGACGAGGGAAAACAACGCGAUACAGAAAGUUCCAUUUGAUGUCUUCAGUUAUAUUUCAGACAAAAUCUCCGGUGGAGCCCUCGCCAUUGCCAAUCAGAUUUGUGCAGUACCUACAGGGAAUGUGAAUCAGGAAAUCGGUUUGCCAACAUCAUUGCAUCUCGCCCACGAGACCGGACAUAACAUGUACCUCGAUCAUACCAGUGGCGACUGUGCUCUAAAAGCUUAUAUCAUGAAUGCUGCACUACCAGGAGGACCUCAUGCCACAGAGUGGUCAGAAUGCUCCAGGAACGUCAUUCAGCGUUUCUUGGCAGACGAAAAAAAAUCUAAAUGUUUAGAUGAUGGUCCCGUGGGUGAUCACCCCACAAUUCUUGCCAGUUUCCGGGGCAAACUUCCCGGGAAAAUCAUCAGUGGCGAUGAACAGUGCAUAAUGCAUUAUGGGGAAGGCUGGAAACAAUACAAUCCGUCCAAUUGUGUUUACUUAUCUUGUAUCAAGGAAGGCACGUUGUUGGGUAGAAAUACGAUUGUUGCAGAUGGAACGGAAUGCGGAUUCCAAAAGUGGUGCAUUAAGGGAAGAUGUGAACAGUCAGGCAUGGUAGAAAAUAUCACCUGGUCUGAAUGGGGCCCUUACUCUCAGUGUACCCGAGAUUGUGACGGAGGUGUCCAGUACAGAGAGAGGCAUUGCGUAAAUGCUAAGCCUCGUUAUGGAAAAAAUUGUAAAGGCGUCAGGAAAGAAUACAGGCUUUGUAAUCCGCAGGAUUGCCCAAGUGAGGAACAAAACUUCAGGAAUGUAUAUGGUCAGCAAGUGUGCAAAGGAAGGAACCCCAAUUACUUCCUUUACAACCUCGCAAGAGACGCAUGUCGCAUAUACUGUAGAGAAGGAAAUCUGGUAAGGAGAAUAGGAACCUUCAAAGACGGUAUCAGAUGUACCAACAAUAGAAAGGACCGCAGCGUCUGUGUUCAAGGAAAAUGUAGAUCGGUUGGUUGUGAUAACGAGUUAGAUGGAAAAACAGCAAUCGACCGUUGCGGUGUUUGCGGAGGAGACGGAGAUACCUGCAGUAAGAUCAAAGCAACCUUCAAAGACUCUCCAGCUGAAGCAGGCCCCGAGAAUGCGAUAGAGGUAGCAGAACUUCCAGUUGGAACUAGAAAUGCUGGUUUCGUGAUGGUUGCCAACACUUUAAAUUAUUUAGGUGUAAUUGACGCUCAAGGCAAAUUCAUAGUUGGGGGACAUCUGGGCGGAAAUCAAGAAAAACCUGCCGCUGGCACAGUGAUAAAGUAUACCCAUAGAAAUAGGCCGGCAGCAAGAGACGUAGUUACUAUAGUUGGCCCUACGAACGCUUCGCUGAGAGUAAUGUACAUAAAGAGAUCACCAAAAACUGGAGACAACCCUGGCGUGAUGUAUCAAUACCUCAUUGAAGGCUCGUCCUCAAUCUCUUCACUCGGCUACAAAUGGGUGGUUGGGGAAUGGUCUACUUGUUCAAGGACUUGCGCUGUCGGUACAAGAACACGUGAUGUUCGUUGUAUUAGGAUAGAUGACGAAAGUCCUGCCAGUAACUCUGCUUGCCCUGGAGAAAUGCCAGCAGUCGAAGACUGCAACACGCAGCCUUGUGCAGCAAAAUGGACUCAAGAAUGGACCUCUUGUUCGAAAACAUGUGGAAACGGACAUCAACAACGUCAACUAAAAUGCCUGCACGAAGUAGCCUUGGACGACUUCAGAGAAACUGAUUUAUGCUCAGAACCGAAACCCGUUAACGUUGGACCAGCUCUGCUGGCCUGCAAUAGAUACCCUUGUCCGGCUGCAUGGAAUGUUGGGCCCUGGUCUGCGUGCCCCACAAAGUGUGCAGUUGGAAUGAUCCGUCGUGAGGUUUCAUGCUCAAGAAUCGACGAAUCCGGAAACUUAACCAUCAUUGAUCCAGAGUUUUGCCGAUAUAUGAACAAACCUCUUUCUGAAAUGAAAUGUAACGAGAAUAAACCUUGUGGAUCGAGACCACCCACCUGCCCUCCCAUUGGACAUAACUGCUCGAAUGGAGGAAGCUGUCAACCGGAUCCAUCAGGUUACAAGUGCGUUUGUGACAAGGGAUUUACUGGCGUCGAGUGCGAAAUAAAAUUAAACCCAUGCGACAAGAAACCGUGUUUAAAUGGUGGUGAGUGCUCAGCGGGGAUCAUUCAUCAUUACAAUCACACCUGCAAGUGUCCCCCUCUCUUUACAGGAAGGAACUGCGAAACUAAAAUAACAGCUUGCAUGAGCAAUCCUUGUUUAAACGGAGCCACUUGUGACGAUAAAGGUCUCUCAGACGAAUAUACUUGUACGUGCCCUCAAGGCCUUACGGGUCAGCGUUGUCAAGUUUCAGCGUUUUAUCGCAUCGGAUGUUUUAAUCACAAAGCAAAUGUGAUACCCACACUGGUAGACCUGAGAAAAGAAGUGAAUCUCAAAGAUACUCAACCCACGAUUAUGAAAUGUGCAGAGCUAGCCCAAGAGAAAGGUUAUAAGUACUUUUCUGUCGGACUGAACGGAAUUUGCUUCUCUGGUCCAAAAGCUGGUGAAAGCUAUUUUACAAAAGGUGCUGCUCCUAACAAGAAAUGCGCUAAAGGCAUUGGCUCAAAAGCCUCUUCUGUCGUUUUUACGUUUGAGUCAGUUCCAUCUUACAAGUCUCUCGGUUGCUACGUUGCCUCGGCUAAGAAGAGACCAAAACCUUUGCGAAUUAGAUACAUCAACUUCCGCAAUCAAAAGAACAAACAGAACGGAGUGACUGUUGAUCAGUGCGCCCGCGUAGCAAAGGCCAAGGGUUACGCAUAUUUUGCUGUGCAGAACACGGCAGAAUGUUGGUCUGAUGUGAAUGCUAAGGACACCUACGAUGACCUUGGUCCUUCUCAAAAAUGCAAGGGAGGAAUAGGGUUGAAAGGAGCGAACAUGGUGUAUCAGUUGAAUGAAUAGCUGGCGCUAAUUUGAUAAGUGGACAGACUUGAUGUCUCUGGUAGCUUCAACGAACCGUUCGACGGAGAAAUUUCUCUUAUAACCUUUUAUUUAACAAUAAUUCUGCAAAAUAGUGUGCCUACUUAAAUUUUGGUAUCUGUUUGAGUAAUUUUCACGUAAUUUUAAGACAGAAAGGGAAGAGAAUAUUAAAUUGAAUGAUUUGUAAUCAAACAAACUGCUAAUGAAAAUACGCAAUAAAAUAAAUUUUCAACCUA
Molecule: messenger RNA, 4394 nt
Organism: Pocillopora verrucosa
Lineage: Eukaryota; Metazoa; Cnidaria; Anthozoa; Scleractinia; Pocilloporidae
Source: RefSeq, a predicted model, not a curated record